AUGUCCUGGCAAGCGUAUGUCGAUAACAACCUCAUUGGCACUGGCAAAGUGUCACAGGCAGCCAUCCUUGGGCAGCAAGGUGGCGUCUGGGCUAUCUCGUCUGGACUCCAGAUCAGCCCCGAAGAACAAGCAGCCCUUGUCGCUGCGCACAAAGACUUUGAUCACGUCCGCGCGAAUGGCAUCCGAAUAGCUGGCGUAAAGUACUUCGUUACCAUCGCUGAGGAUCGAACCGUAAUUGGGAAAAAGGGAGACGCAGGCGUGUUCCUCGUGCAGACGAAGCAGGCCAUAUUGGUGGCGAUAUACCAUGCACCCAUCCAGGCCGCAGAGACCAGCGGCAUCGUUCUGGGUCUAUCGGAUUACCUGAUCGGUGUUGGGUAUUAA
Pleurotus ostreatus (oyster mushroom) is the source of this 381-nucleotide messenger RNA. It is a transcript of the gene PFY1, whose product is annotated as profilin, required for normal timing of actin polymerization in response to thermal stress. The record is from RefSeq and is a predicted model, not a curated record. NCBI's taxonomy places the organism in Eukaryota, Fungi, Basidiomycota, Agaricomycetes, Agaricales, Pleurotaceae. Gene Ontology annotation, cellular component: cell cortex. The coding region runs from base 1 to 381 and encodes 126 amino acids. Gene Ontology annotation, molecular function: actin monomer binding. The transcript is spliced from 4 exons.